Molecule: messenger RNA, 3538 nt
Organism: Puntigrus tetrazona (Sumatra barb)
Lineage: Eukaryota; Metazoa; Chordata; Actinopteri; Cypriniformes; Cyprinidae
Gene: mtx3
Product: metaxin 3
Exons: 9
Coding region: 60-1037 (325 amino acids)
Biological process (GO): mitochondrion organization
Cellular component (GO): SAM complex
Source: RefSeq, a predicted model, not a curated record
AUUUCUGUAUUUUACCAAACAUUUGCUGCGUGCAACUCUCUGCUGGCUCUCUCGCUGGGAUGCUGGACCCGUCCGUCUCCGUCGCUCACACCAACAUGGCGGAACCCAUGGAGCUGCUCUGCUGGGGAGGCGACUGGGAUCUGCCCUCCGUGCACACAGACUCUCUCGUCGUGCUGGCGUAUGCAAAAUUUUCAGGUGCAAAGCUUGCAGUAAAAUCUAUUGACUGGACAUGGAGGACUAUCACAGCGUCUGUGCCACAGAUACACUACGAGGGAUCCACGGUCACGGAACCAACACAAAUUCUAAACUUCCUACGAAAACAGAGAUUCAAUGCCGAUUAUGAGUUGACGGCCAAGCAAGGAGCAGAUACAAUGGCUUAUAUCGCCCUCCUGGAGGAAAAGCUGCGGCCAGCACUGCUGCACACAUUCUGGGUGGACGCUGAGAACUACGCUAACCUGACCCGACCCUGGUUUACGUCACAUUCCCCGUUCCCCCUUAACUUCUUUGUACCGGGUCGACAGGCCAGCUUGGCCCUGUCCCGCAUCCUACUGACCAAAGCAGAGUCGCCGUUGCUGAACAUCACAGAGGUAGAGGGAAAGAUCUACAGCGAAGCCAAAGAGUGCCUGAAUUUGCUCUCCCACAGACUUGGGAACUUCCAUUUCUUCUUUGGAGACACGCCUACAAGCCUGGACGCCUUUGUGUUUGGCCACAUCGCCCCUCUAAUUAAAGCCCCUCUGCCCAGUGGACAGCUUCAGAAGCACCUGAACCAACUUGAUAACCUCUGCCAGUUCUGCAACACCAUCCUUAAAAACUACUUUUCCGAUGCCUCUGCUGAGAAGAGAAUGGACUGCUCACAGAUGACUACCCACGAUCCUGUCGAUGCAAACCUCCAGAAACUGACACAACUUGUUAACAAAGAGUCCAACCUUAUCGAAAAGAUGGAUGACAAUCUUCGCAGCAGUCCCCAGCACAGACCGCACAGACACGAGACCAAACCCUCGUCCUUGGCCGGCCAGAGCAACUCCACCCCUCCCUGAUUAAACCCUUCUAUCCAAGCACUGAAUCAUUCAUUUAUUUUCCAUGGUAAUGGAAAUCGACGUAUUGUCACAUGAUAUUUAUAUUAUAACAUACUUAUGCAGUUAACACUAGCUUUUCAUGAUGAAGUUGUCGAAAUGUCUCACUCAGUACAACAACAUCAAGGGCUUUUUAAAUGGGCAUUCUUCAUCUGUUUUAUUUAAAAAAAUCUUUAGCACAUACGCCAACUACAUAUAAAAAGGAAAAUGCUUUUUAGUAGCCGAAACAUUGAUAUGACUUAAGAUACAAAUGCUAUAAAGAGAAGCGAGUUGCAUUUUGCAUCUUUGGCUUUUCAGAAAUCAUUGUAAAUGAAACUUUAAAUUCACUAGCUGGCUUUCCAAAUGCAGAAGGUUUUGUGUGUUUUAUGACGUUUCUAUUUAUUUGAUCAAUCCUGCCCUAGCACAAUUACAGGUACAUUAAAAGCUUUCUGGUUUAUAUACUAGGUGUUCAGCUUUUAUUCCAUGGUUCCAUCAUAGAGUCGUUUAUAAUUCGAUCUUUCCGUUGAUGUGUAGCUUUCCACUUUCUUGACUUUUGGUGCAAAGGGAUCUUGACAUCUGUGUACUGUGUAUACAUUAACUGUUCUUCAUAUUCUUCUGGAGGUUUUAUACAUGCGAGGAAUGCCUUAAAAGUCUAGUGCCACGUCACGCCAUCACACCCGACUGUAUUUUUAAUGUAAUGGGUCAUGCAUUGUUUCAAGAAAAAUUGUAUAUUUCACAAUAUAUCAAUGUAUAAAAUAUAUGUACAUAUAUGCAAUAAAGUGAAGCUCUUUGAAACUUUUCUCAGAUAAAUGUGGAAGAAAACAAGCUAACAUGUUUUAACUUAUUAUUUUUAUUCUUUAUGUAUUUUUAGUUGCUUACGCCAAAGGGAAAACUGCUACAUUUUUUUAUUUGUACAGUGGAAAGUAUUGUAGAUAAAUCCUGACAAUUUAUUUGUCUCUCUGAAUGAACAAUACUAACAUAUUGCACAACUUUCCAUUCAUUCAUCAUUUAAAUGUGGCAGUAAGAGAGAGUCAGCUAUAGGACAGCUGUUUGGAUGUCACAUGGAAGCUAUUACAACUCACCGCUCCCCAAAUAUUCACAUUCACCCUCAACAAAAUGGAAAGGACAGGACUUUUUUUUCAUCCUUUGUUUUGCUGGUUACCCCACCCCCACCCACCAUCUAUGAUUAAUUACAAUAUUAUUAUUAAUAGUAAUAUUAUGGCUAAAAAGAAGAAUGUUUAAUAACACCCACCGAUAAAUAAUUUAGGGUCAGUAAGAUUUUAUAAAAAUGUAUUUGUAAUAAAAAGAAAGUAAACAUUUAAAUGUAAAAAUCACUACACAAAUGCCUUUCAAAAAAUGCUUUUAUCCACCUCGGACUCCUGAAAAAAAUUGUUCAAACUUUUGCAGCACAACUGUCUAUAACAUUAGUGAACAUUGAAUUAGUAUCAUAUUAGUAUGAUUUCACGUAAUCGUGUGAGACUGGAGUAAGGGCUGCUGGGAAUUCAGAUUUGAAUCAUAGGAAUAAAGUACAUUUUAAAAAUACAUUAAUGUUACAUUAAAGCAAUUGUAAAUUGCCAUAAUAAUUUAUGAAAUAAUAAAAUAACAUUAAAUAUUCAUUAUAUAUAUAUAUAUAUAUAUAUAUAUAUAUAUAUAUAUAUAUAUAUAUAUAUAUAUAUAUAUAUAUAUAUAAACCUGAGCCUAAACAUUUAAAAUCUAACUGACCCCAAACUUUUUAAAAUCUGAAUUCAUCUGUCAGCUUAAUUCUUUAUUAAAUCCUCUCUGAUAGUAAAACAUCUUACUGACACUAAAAAUAUUCAGAAGCAUUGUUAACAUUUUAAUUCAGUCCAGUUGUUUCCAGAAAUACAAAUAAAUAUACAAGUAGACUAAUUCAUAUCACUACUAAAUAAUUAGACAACAGAAACACUUAAAAGAAUAAUUUUACAAAACAGACACCAAACAACUUGAAAAUUAAGCGCCAUCCAUACAGUAUGUUGGCAUUAGACAAUAAAUAGAAUUUAAAUGUAAUUUUUAACGGAUUUUGACGAUCAUACAGUGAACGAUCUGAUACAGUGGUGAUCCACUGGAAGAGAAAACUCAAAUCUGAACUAAAAAGUUUUUGAUUAAGUGAGAUCCAGGCCACCAAAAAUUUUAAAUGGAAACAGUGAAAUAACCUUUUCCUACCAAAUCAUGUAAAUACACUAAACCACAGAAAAAUAAAUAUUUUCAUCACUCAUUUGUGAUGCCUUGCCCAUCAUCUCGAAAAAACACGUGUCUCCGUUUAGCUAUGUAAGCAUUAUUAUCAGUGCCAGCGUCUGUUUUAUUCAAACAACCUGGAAGCCUGCAGCUUCCAAAAUAAAUAAACUGCCUCUGAACGUGAAUGUCAGCACAUCAUGUGAUCCAGGAGAUCGUCACAUACUGUACGAUAAGAAACAAAACUGGUCGCAUGCACUUUCUGUUUCAUAUAUACAAGAACAGCGCAACAGCUC